This is a messenger RNA of Cantharellus anzutake, 2361 nucleotides long. Its product is annotated as ADC synthase. The record is from RefSeq and is a predicted model, not a curated record. Gene Ontology annotation, biological process: L-tryptophan biosynthetic process. The transcript is spliced from 5 exons. The annotation marks the transcript as partial. NCBI's taxonomy places the organism in Eukaryota, Fungi, Basidiomycota, Agaricomycetes, Cantharellales, Hydnaceae.
AACAUUCUUCUCAUCGAUUCGUACGAUUCUUUCACGUACAAUUUGUCUGAUAUUUUGCGGCAAGUCAUUCCAGAGGCCACCGUUCAUGUGAUUCGGAAUGAUGAUUGCACUGCUGAGCAACUGCACUCCUUGCUGCCCUUUUUUCAUGCUGCUGUGGUUGGCCCCGGUCCAGGGUCUCCGGAUGACCCCGCAGCCGUAGGAGUUAUUCCCGAGGUCUGGGCCGUCUGCGAUGACCUAAUGCUCCCCGUUCUUGGUGUCUGCCUAGGGCAUCAAUGUCUUUGUAUACAUUUCGGUGGUGGACUUGAACGGCUUUCUGUGGUGAAGCAUGGGCAACGCUCGCUCCUGGUCGAUGUCGAUGAAACCGAUCCAUACAGCCUCUUCACCCCGUCUCAUCCGAUUCGCAACGUAACGAGAUAUCAUUCUCUUCAUGUCGUGCACCUUGAGGACUGCAACGAUUUGAAGGUUUUGUCCUAUGCUGUCGACGAAAAUGGGUCUACUAUUACCAGGGUGGUCAUGGGUGCCCGACACACGAGCAAACCAUUCUGGGGUGUACAGUAUCACCCCGAAUCCAUUUGCACAUCAGAAGGUGGUGGAAUCCAUGUCAUCGCCAAUUUUUGGCGCCAUGCUGAAACAUGGAACCGGGCACACAAUAGGCUUUGCUUUCCCCCCCUUCCCAAGGAAUGGCGCAAUCAAUUCUUGAGGUCCGCUUCACAUUUCCUAGCGCCACUACCAAAUGCCCAUCCCGAAGUGAACUCCGGAGUUAUGGAAUACAUUUCUACUUCGUGCCCCGCGCUUUGCGGGAUGAAAACCCUUGGAAGCAGUGAUACACUCAUACUGGACUCUAGCGCCUCGCCUGGGAGGUUCUCAAUAAUCGGAGCUUCGACCACAACUAUGGAAAGGAUCACUCACCUUGUCGGUAAUAAGGUAGUUGAAGUUUGGAAAGGCAUGGGGCAACCACAGCACGUUGUCCUUGGUAAUAUGUCCAUAUGGCAAUUCCUUGCAAUAUAUCUGGGCGCCCGAAAACCGCCAUCCCUGCCAGCAAAUGUCGAAACCCCAUUUUGGGGUGGACUCAUUGGCUAUGCCUCGUACGAAUCAGGCGUCGACACUCUUGGCAUUCCCAUUGCCGCCCGUAGAUUUCCUCAUCAUCCCGACGUCCAAUUUGCCUUCGUCGAGCGCAGCGUUGUGAUUGAUCAUGAGCGACGCGAGAUUCGCGUUCAAUCUAUUUCUAGGGAUGUUGAUGCCGAGGCCCGAUGGAUCGAAAAGGCGCGCUCGCUCUUAGAGGUCGUAACGAGUUCAUUUUUUACGCCUGCUCCAUCUCCGUACCCUCGCACACCAUCUCCCUUGGAAUGGCGAUCACAGUUUGUGAAGCAGGGAACCCCUCACCUGAGUGUUAAUUUGCCUGACAAGAAAACAUAUCUCCACCGGAUCGCUGCGGCGCAAGAUUAUCUAGCUGCAGGCGACUCGUACGAGCUUUGUGUCACUGCCCUCACGAGAGUAGACGUCACUCUUCCGUCCACCUCCCCGUGUCUAAUUAAUGACCCCACAUUGACCAAGUCAUCUGCGGUGGCAUGGCCAUUGUUCAAAGCGCUCCGUGCUCUGAAUCCCGCACCUUAUGGAGCCUUUAUACGUCUUGGCGAAACUACUCUCGUUGGAUCAUCCCCCGAACGAUUCCUAUCGUGGACUCGAGACGGACGAUGCCAAAUGCGCCCCAUAAAGGGUACGGUGAGAAAAGCAAAGCCUGGAAACGAUGGGGGGCAGGUGACUUUGGAAGAAGCAAAACAAUUGCUUUUAGGAUCGAGCAAAGAAUUGGCCGAGAACCUGAUGAUAGUAGAUCUUGUCAGACACGAUAUGUCACGAAUAGUGUCUGCUCCCACAUCCUCCAGGGAUAGGAAAAGUAUACGGCCGGAGGAUGAGGUCCAAGUGACAAAACUCUUCCAAGUUGAAGAGUACGAGACUGUAUACCAGCUCGUCAGUGUGAUCGAAGGUAGGGUGGAUACGAGUGAAGGCUACACUGGAUGGGAUGUCCUUUCUGGAAGUCUUCCACCAGGGAGUAUGACUGGAGCCCCCAAGAAACGCAGUGUUGAGUUGCUUCAAGUUCUCGAAUCGAUGCCGCGUGGUGUUUAUUCUGGCGUAUGUGGCUAUUGGUGUGUAGGCGGUGGAGGUGAUUUUAGCGUCAUUAUACGCUCUGCAUUUAGGUACGAUGGUGACAACCUUCCCAAUACGACGUCCGUGGCCUCAGAUGCUCACCGCGAAACCUGGUACGUGGGUGCUGGUGGAGCAAUCACUGCUCUGUCAGACCCGCUCGGGGAGUGGGAAGAGAUGAGGACAAAGCUUGAAGGCACCCUAGGAGCUUUCAGGAAU